This is a messenger RNA of Oreochromis aureus, 1591 nucleotides long. Its product is annotated as histamine N-methyltransferase-like. The transcript has 8 exons. The record is from RefSeq and is a predicted model, not a curated record. Lineage: Eukaryota; Metazoa; Chordata; Actinopteri; Cichliformes; Cichlidae. The coding region runs from base 546 to 1430 and encodes 294 amino acids. Gene Ontology annotation, molecular function: N-methyltransferase activity.
UUGUCAUUGGCAGCAGGUGCACGUUUGAACAUGCCUCAGGUGACGCAGAGGUAAUCCCAGCCCACAUUUAUCUGGAUUUGCGGAUCAGUCAUUGAAUAUUUGGUCGUUUAGAAGAGCAAGGAGACACUGAAGAAGACUUUUCAUCUGAAACGUGGCUGUGGUCGAGAGUCAAAUCUGAAUGUUAAUUUAAUGUUGGAUCAGCGUUGAGAUAUCAGUGAAACCAAACAGUGUGACGACACUGGAAUAAGACUGAUUCAAUUGGGGGGCGUGUAGUUGACCAGUGAGGCUGAAAAGUCAAAAAUUUAUAGUUCGUCGAGAAAUUAAAGAUGGUUUCACCUCUGCCACAUAAUUAUGUUGAAAAGUUGGCGAUUAAUGUUGCUGAUGCUGUGGUAGACAACAUUUGUGAACCCCAGAGAUGUCUUCUGCAACAUAUGGUCUAACUCAUCAGAUGGUCAGUGUGGCAGUGUGAAGUCUGCUUUACCCAGGCAGUUCACAGCUACGGUCAAGACUGUGUGAAGGCAGUCUGGAUGAAAAUAUUGUGAGCCAUGGCAUCUUCACUCAAAAGUUUGGUUAAUGAUGAUGACCGAUACCAGAAAUCCUUCCAGCUUUUUUUGGAGCGCUCCUCUGAACACCAGUGUAUGCAGGACUUCAUCCACAAUAAACUGCCAGAUAUACUGGCCAGUGUUGGAGAUGGAAAGUCACAUCUGAAUGUCAUUGGAGUUGGAAGUGGAGCUGGUGAGAUUGACCUAGAGAUGCUCUCUGAGCUCCAUAAGAAGCACCCAGGGGUGAUGGUGGAUAACGAGGUGGUGGAGCCUAGCCACCAGCAGCUAUAUAACUACAAAGUUUUAGUGUCACAGAAACCAGAUUUAGAUUACAUCAAGUUCAACUGGAAUACGAUGACUGCCUCUGAGUUUGAGGAGCACUGGAAAGCCGAAAAGGCCACCAAGAAGGUGGACUUCAUUCACAUGAUACAGAUGCUAUACUACGUGAAGGAUCCCGAAGCAACUGUCAGAUUCUUCCAGAGUCUUCUUGGUAAAAAUGGGAAGCUUCUCAUAAUUCUAGUGUCUGGCAAGAGUGGUUGGGGGAAGCUAUGGCGGACCUACAGAGCACAGCUGUGUCAACCUGACUUAAGUCAGUGUGUGACCACUGGAGACAUCAAAAGCUUCCUGGACUCCAAGGGAGUGCGCUACCAGAGCUAUGAGCUGCCAUCUCAGAUGGAUAUCACCGAGUGUUUCACCGAAGGGGAUGAGAAGGGAGAGCUGCUUCUUGAUUUUCUCACUGAGGUGCUGGAUUUCAGUAACGCAGCUUCACCUGAGCUCAGAGCUGGUGUCCUGGAGAUGCUUCGGCACCCAGACUGUAGUGUAGAGUCCAACGGUAAAGUGAUCUUCAACAACAACCUUGAAGCAAUAGUACUAGACCAGCUCUCCUAAACAUGUACUGUCAGUAUAGUAAAUGUAAGCAGUGGGUGGAUCGCAUUGUUUGAUUUAUUUUGCACUUGAUGUAAAUAAUAACCUGGGUAGAGGAUAUCUACACACCUGCUUCCAUUCAUAUAUUUUGUCUACUUACUAAUAAAAAUAAUGACUCCAUUGAC